This is a messenger RNA of Anisakis simplex (herring worm), 336 nucleotides long. The record is from the annotation of a GenBank genome assembly. NCBI's taxonomy places the organism in Eukaryota, Metazoa, Nematoda, Chromadorea, Rhabditida, Anisakidae.
AGUCGAAGUGAAUGGCACUCAUUUGCGGCCGCCUCUAUCGUUGGUUACUUUGUGUUUGGUGACAGUAAUGGUGUUAAUAUGCAGGUGAACUUGUACCUGUUAUCGCGCAUAAUGAUUGGUUUAGCAAGGCUGAGUGUCGAAAAGAAGUUCAUUCCGGAACCAUCAUAUCGCAUUUUCCCGUGGUUCGCUGCCAUCCUUUGGGGUUUUGUCUCAUGGCUUUCCGAGUAUCAUCAAAACGUUCUACAAGGCUCUUUACGAUCUUCUAUGAAUUAUCUGAUUCGUGAUAGUGACAACUGGACUAAUUUCUAUGAUUUUCUUAUUUGCUCAGAUAAAUAA